CAUGCGACUGGCUCCCCAAACCCUGUCCCACUUCGAGUCUUCUCCCUUCUGAGCCACACUCACACAUCGAUCGUUCCCCCAAGAUGCUAUUGCCGCUCAAGGCAUUGGCACUCGGUGCUGCCUUGCCUCUCGCGCUUGCGCUCUCGCCUUCGGAAAUCCCCGCGGACUGGCCGGUCAACAAGCUCAUUACCACUGCCAACGAGAACCUGGCGGCGGGAAACCCUCAGGAUGCCUUGACAUACUUCGACGCGGCCAUAAACAAAGAUCCGCAAAACUACCUCACUUUCUUCAAGCGCGGCGCGACCUACCUCUCGCUGGGAAAGAACACCCAGGCUCAGCAGGAUUUCGACAGAGCGCUCGCCAUUAAGCCGGACUUUGACGGCGCUCUGCUGCAGCGGGCUAAGAUAAGGGGCAGGAACGGUGACUGGGAGAAUGCCAGGCAGGACUACGAAAAGGCCGGGAAGAAGGGUGGCCAGGAAAUCGCGGAGCUGGGGGAAGCGCAAGGUGCGACCACGUUGGCAUUUGAGGCGGAAAAGCAAGGAGACUGGGACGGAUGUGUCACCAAUGCUGGCAUUGCUAUCAUGGUGGCUGGUGGAGCGCUGGACUUGCGGAAGCUUAGGGCGAGAUGCCGCUUCGAGAAGGGAGAGGUCGUGGAAGGAGUCAGUGACCUGCAGCACGUUCUGCAAAUCUCGUCCGGUUCCAUGGAAGCACACCUUCAGAGCUCGGCUAUGACUUUUUACUCUCUCGGCGAAACCGACAAAGGACUUGCCCAGAUUAGAAAGUGUCUUCACUCGGAUCCGGACGCCAAGGCCUGCAUGAAACUUAUGAAACGGGAAAAGGCUCUUGACAAGCGGUUAAGCAAACUCAAGGGACUACUCGAGAAAAGGCAAUUCAGCAGCGCGGUCAAGCAGUUGGUCUCUUCAGGAGAAGACGGAAGCUUGCUUCAAGAUGUGAAGCAAGACACCCAAUCGUACAGGGAACAAGGUUAUGUCCACGGCAAGGCUCCUGAUGGUCUGUACCAUAACUUGGUUGAGAUGACAUGCGAAGCAUACGUCGAGAUGAACAACAAAAAGCGCGCUCAACCGUAUUGCUCCGAGGCGCUCACGUUCAACCCUACAAACAUCCACGGUCUUCUUCUGGAAGCGGAACGUCAAAUCGACGCCGACGAGUUUGAGCCAGCCAUCAAGACGCUCAAUGAUGCCAAGGAGCAUCAUCCGGGCAACCGCAAGAUCCAAGAGCUUCUUCAAAAAGCGCACAACCUGCUGCGCCGUUCGAAGCAAAAGGACUACUACAAGGUCUUGGGGGUCAGCAGAGACUCAGACGAGAGGACGAUCAAGCGCGCUUAUCGCCAGCUCUCGAAGCAAUUCCACCCGGAUAAGGCGUCGCAGAAUGAUCUUACUCCCGAGGAUGCCCAGAAGAAGAUGGCUGCCAUCAACGAGGCCUACGAAGUCCUGAGUGACCCAGAGCUGAAGGCUCGCUUUGACAACGGCGACGACCCGAACGACCAAGAGCAGCAACGCGGCAACCCGUUCCAACAAGGCUCGCCGUUCGGUCAGGGCCCCGGAGGAGGUCAGUUCUUCAUGAGGCAGGGUCCUGGUGGCUCUUUCAAGUUCUCUGCAGGCGGCGGUGGUUUCCAGUUCCCGGGCGGAUUUCAAUUCCCUUAAUCUAUUGCUUUGCGAUAGCGUGCGGAGGAGUUUUGCGGUGUUCUAGCGGCGCUUGAGAGGGUAUUUAUACCAGGACGUGCGAGUCAUCGUGCAUUGGCACAGGGCUUGGGUGGAGUAAUUCGAUAAGAGCAUUGCUAUUUUUGCUGCAUAUUUGAACGGUGUUGCAC
Aplosporella prunicola CBS 121167 is the source of this 1831-nucleotide messenger RNA. RefSeq lists its product as uncharacterized. Gene Ontology annotation, molecular function: protein-folding chaperone binding; misfolded protein binding. The coding region runs from base 84 to 1664 and encodes 526 amino acids. Lineage: Eukaryota; Fungi; Ascomycota; Dothideomycetes; Botryosphaeriales; Aplosporellaceae. Gene Ontology annotation, biological process: protein folding in endoplasmic reticulum. The transcript is spliced from 2 exons. The record is from RefSeq and is a predicted model, not a curated record. Gene Ontology annotation, cellular component: endoplasmic reticulum.